AUGUACGUGCGAAUGGCAUCUGGGCCGGAUGCGUUGCCGUGUGCCUACGCUUACGUCGAAUUCUCGCAACAAGCAUCCGUCUCCAACGCUCUGCAGAAUGAUGGAUUCGAGUUCAAAGAGAGACCUCUCAAGUAAGUAACCGUCACCCGUCUUCUUUUUUUCAUUUAGUUAAUUUAAGGAUACAGCACUCUCGUGUUGCCAUCAUCAAACCACAGGCGAAGACUGACGAGCAAGCCCUCGGAGAAGUUGAAGAGGCUAUUAGACUCGGAAAGACUUCUGAUGGUGAGACCUCGCGUUGGAACGUCCUUCCACAUCUUCUAUUUCAGACCGUGAUCGCCGUCGUUCUCGUUCUCCGCGUCGCCGUCGCUCGCCAUCUCCAAUUCGUCGCAGAUCUCGCUCUCGUGGGCGCGACAACCGUGACAGAAGACGUAGUCGCGACCGUCGUUCCAGAAGCCGUGAUCGUGACAGAAAGAGAAGCAGAAGCCGGGACCGCAAACGCCGAAGCCGCAGUCGCGACAAGGAUCGUGACACGAAAAAGCGAUCGAGAAGCAGAGACAGAGACCGCAAGAAACGUUCGAAGUCCCGCGACAGAAAACGUGAUCGUUCAAGAUCGAGAUCGAAAGACCGGAAAAGGGACAAAAAGAGAAGCAGAAGUCGUUCGCCGGAAAAGAAAAAGUCGAAAGAAGAUCGUCAUGCGGAAAAAAAGGAAAACGAGCAUGAGCUGCGCGAGAAGCUGUUGGAGAAAAAGGCAGCGAGGAAGGAUUCAUCGGACAGUGAAUGGGAAGAACGAACUGCUCCGUCAAACGGAGCCGAAAAAGAAGAGGUUGCCGGAAAUGGAGACUUCCACAAGCACGCUGAGGCUCAGUGA
Caenorhabditis sp. 36 PRJEB53466 is the source of this 868-nucleotide messenger RNA. The record is from the annotation of a GenBank genome assembly. NCBI's taxonomy places the organism in Eukaryota, Metazoa, Nematoda, Chromadorea, Rhabditida, Rhabditidae.